Molecule: messenger RNA, 2455 nt
Organism: Alnus glutinosa
Lineage: Eukaryota; Viridiplantae; Streptophyta; Magnoliopsida; Fagales; Betulaceae
Product: putative pentatricopeptide repeat-containing protein At1g77010, mitochondrial
Exons: 1
Coding region: 31-2076 (681 amino acids)
Biological process (GO): RNA modification
Molecular function (GO): RNA binding; protein binding
Source: RefSeq, a predicted model, not a curated record
UCUAGACCACCACCAGUAGUUUCCUUCCCGAUGGAGCUCGAUCUGCAUUCCCUGUUCCGCCUACUCCAAUCCUGUGAUACCCACCGUUCGAAUCACCAAGGAAGACAGCUCCACCUCCUCUUUCUCAAAAAGGGUCUUCUAAACUCCGGUCUCACGCUCGGAAACCGCCUUCUGCAGAUGUACGUGCGGUGCGGCAGCUUGAGUGAUGCGUGGAAGCUGUUCGAGGAUAUGCCUGAGAGAAACUAUUUCUCUUGGAAUACUAUGAUAGAGGGGUUCAUGAAAUCAGGGAAUAAGGACAGGUCACUGCAGUUGUUUGGCUCCAUGCCCUACAAGAACGAGUUCUCCUGGAGCGUGAUGGUUUCGGGGUUUGCAAAAGCCGGCGAGAUAGAGGUUGCUCGGAGUUUGUUUAAUGAUAUGCCGAGGAAGAACGGGGUUGCGUUGAGUUCGAUGAUUCAUGGUUAUGCUCGAAAUGGGUGUGCAAGAGAGGCGGUGAAGCUUUUUAAGGAUUUGAGUUCGGACCCUUCUGAAGUAUUGCAUCGUGAUACAUUUGUAUUGGCGACGGUUGUUAGGGCUUGUAGUGAUUUGGCAGCUCUUGAUUAUGGCAAGCAAAUUCAUGCACGCAUUGUGAUUCAUGAAGUGGAAUUCGACUCGGUUUUGAGUAGUUCUCUGGUUAAUAUGUAUGGAAAGUGUAGUGAUCCGGAUAGUGCAAAUCACGUUCUGAAUAUGUUGAAGGAACCGGAUGACUUCUCUCUAUCAGCAUUGAUUUCAGGCUAUGCAAAUUGUGGUAGAAUGAAUGAUGCAAGGAGAAUAUUUGAUAGCAAAAGUGAUCCAUGUGUGGUGUUAUGGAAUUCAAUAAUUUCUGGGUGUGUUUAUAAUAAUGAGGAAACUGAAGCAUUGGUACUCUUCAAUAAGAUGCGGAGAGAAGGAGUUCAAGAAGACUCCUCCACAGUUGCAAGUGUUCUGGGCGCCAGCAGCAGCUUAGGCAUUCUUGGACAUGGUAGACAAAUGCAUACACAUGCCUGUAAAGUUGGGGUAAUUGAUGAUGUUGUCGUUGCUAGUGCUCUAGUUGAUGCAUACUCCAAGUGUGGAAGCCCUUAUGAUGCAUGCAAAUUAUUUAGUGAACUCAAAGCCUACGACACAAUCUUACUUAAUUCUAUGAUCACAGUAUAUUCAAAUUGUGGAAAAAUUGAAGACGCAAAAUUGAUUUUCAAAACUAUGCCAAAAAGAAGCUUGAUAUCAUGGAAUUCAAUGAUAGUUGCUCUUAGUCAAAAUGGGUGUCCAGUUGAAGCAUUAGAUCUAUUUUGUGAGAUGAAUGAGAUGGACUUGAGAAUGGACAUGUUUAGCUUUGCCAGUGUGAUCAGUGCAUGUGCUAGCAUCUCUUCACUUGAACUUGGUGAGCAGGUUUUUGCUAGAGCUACCAUCAUCGGGCUUGAGUCUGAUCAGAUUAUUUGUACUUCCCUUGUUGAUUUCUACUGCAAGUGUGGUUUUGUUGACAAUGGAAGAAACAUAUUUGAGGGGAUGAUAAAAUCUGAUGAAAUUUCUUGGAAUUCAAUGUUGAUGGGUUAUGCUACUAAUGGUCAUGGAAUUGAAGCACUAACUCUGUUCACUGAAAUGAGGCAAGCUGGUGUUAGACCCACUGCUAUUACAUUUACAGCGGUUCUUUCCGCCUGUGAUCAUUGCGGACUUGUCGAAGACGGAAGGAAAUGGUUUUAUAGAAUGAAAUUGGACUAUGAUAUUGAUCCAAGGAUUGAACACUAUUCUUGUAUGGUGGAUCUUUUUGCCCGUGCUGGUUGCCUUGAGGAAGCAAUGAAUCUUAUAGAACAGAUGCCUCUUGAGGCUGAUGCAAGCAUGUGGUCAUCGGUGUUGAGAGGCUGUGUAUAUCAUGGAGAUAAGACUCUUGGGAAGAAGGUGGCAGAGAGAAUUAUUAUGCUUGAUCCUGAGAACUCAGGCGCUUAUGUGCAGUUAUCUAGCGUAUGUGCCAAAUCCGGAGACUGGGAAGGAUCAGCACAAAUUAGAAAUUUGAUGAGAUAUAAGCAAAUACAAAAGAAUCCUGGUUGCAGUUGGGCUAAUUGUUAAACUCAACACGGUUUGAUGAGAUUUUCUGCGUACAGCCAGCAUGCUUCAUGCGAGUAGAGCAAUUAAAGAAGAAUUCAUCGCUUGAAACGCAAGACCCAUAUGAAUGAGAAAGCGGAGAAAGUAGUAGCUAUUGAAUUAGCUUUUUCUCUGACUCUGCUUUAAGGUUAUUCAUUCACUCAUAAUCUGGUUCCUCUACUCUACACUUCAGUGAUGAAUAAAUUGUUACUCCAGAGACAUGCCAUGAUAUGGAAAUGACAAAUAAACUUUGUAACACAGUAGGCAAAGAAGGAAAAAGAAAGAAUCACGAGGGAGCCUCAAGCUUGUAAAUAAGCGGAUCACAAAUAUAUUUGAUGUGGUUUUCUUACUCACCGCUUUUUCA